Eimeria necatrix is the source of this 1827-nucleotide messenger RNA. RefSeq lists its product as hypothetical. Gene Ontology annotation, biological process: intracellular calcium ion homeostasis; calcium ion transmembrane transport. Lineage: Eukaryota; Apicomplexa; Conoidasida; Eucoccidiorida; Eimeriidae. Bases 1 to 1827 code for a protein of 608 amino acids. The transcript has 9 exons. Gene Ontology annotation, molecular function: calcium channel activity. The record is from RefSeq and is a predicted model, not a curated record.
AUGAGUACCUUCAGGAGGUCAGCCGCAGCAGCAGCAGCAGCAGCAGCAGCAGCAGCAGCAGCAGCAGCAGCAGCAGCAGCAAAAGUGUGCGCCGCUUGCGAGCAGCAGGUCAGCAGCAAAUGCAAAGCAGCAGCAGAAGCAGCAGCAGCAGCAGCAGCAGCAGCAGCUGCAGGCAAGGACCCGAACAAGGGCAUCGACUGGGCCUUCUGGGAACGCUCAAUCGCCCACAAAGACAUCGUCAACUGCUUGCGGUCGCACUACGAGCAGCAAGAGUCUGCGUACGGGCGUUUGCUGGGGUCUUCUGCUGCAGCCGCUCCCGCAGCAGCACAGCAGCAGCAGCAGCAGCAGCAGCAGCAGCAGCAGCAGCAGCAAGCAGCAGCAGCAAAAGAGCUGCUGGGAGAAGGGCUGCUGCAGCAAGCCCUCGAAAGCUGUGCUGCUGCUGUUGCUGCAGCGCAGCAAAUCAGCAGCAAAGGCGCAGCAGCACUUUGGCUCUCCUGCCGCAACCCCCCGCUUUCUGCGCUCAACACCAACGACUGGCUGGACACGGACUGCUACUGGCAGGCAUUUGUGGAGAAGCACUUUUUCUAUUCGCAGUACCAGCCAGGCACUGAAGACCCAGAGAGCCCCGCAGCAAAAGAAGCAGCAAAGAGCGAGUGGCACAAAAAGGUGGCGAAGUUCAACGAGCGUACAGACACCCCAAUGCUGUUCUCGUUCACAGACUCUCUUCCUUCUUGGGAGUACUACGACAUCCACAGAAAGAGCUUUUUGGAGCACAUGACUUACUAUCUUGUUCGAACUGGUUCGGAUUUCCGUUUUUUCCCGGAGACCUUUCCUUGGCGGUGGUUUGGCGAUUUGCAGGACAAGAAAUAUAACUUCUUUGCUGUUGCGCAGCGGCGGCGGGCGCAGCAGCAGCUGCAGCAGCUGUCUCGUGUUGCAGCAAUGGACUUGUUUGCUGCAGCAGCAGCAGAAGGCAACUGCGAGGAGGAGGUGCUGCUGCUGCUGCAGCAGGAAGCAGCAGCAGCAGCAGCAGCAGCAGCAAGACUCAUGGGCUCCUUCGCCUUUCUCUGCUGCCCCUUCAUUCCUUGCUUCUCUUUUGCUGCUGCUGCUGCAGCAAUGAGCAGCGACGGCGGCAGCGGCAAAUGGCUCGACUUGGGCGAAGACGUCAACUGCCUCUUCUACCUCCCCAGCAGCAGCAGCAGCAGCAGCAGCAGCAGCAGCAGCAGCAGCAGCAGCGGCAGCAGCAGCAGCAGCAGCAGCUGCAGCCCGACGCGCGCGCUUAACCGGGUUGCGGACCACAUGGUGAUGACGGGGCUGCGGUUCAAUCCUUCUUACUUUUCUAUUAUGUCUUCUUUCGCCGAAAUUUUGGAGCAAAGAGGCGAAGAGUGGUUUUGCAGAAAAGACGAGUGCCCGGCGCAAGGGUUUCUGCGGCGGCUGCGGGCGGACGACCCGCAGCGGGUGGUUUUCGUUUCUUAUUUUCGGGAAAUGUUUUUUAGAUUUGAAAAUGCAAAAGAAAUUAAAAAUUUAAAUUCUUUUUUGAAAUGCAUGCAGAGAAAAGCAGCAGCUCACGAGCGCGAGCUCGCGGUGUACAGACACUGCGUGGCCGCGCGCGCAGCGCCCGCCGACGCAGCAGCAGCAGCAGCAGCAGCAGCAGCAGCAGCAGCAGCAGCAGCAGCAAACCAAGUCCGCAGCCUCUUCUCCAACAAACAACUCCAAACCCUCAUCGACUCCGGCGCCUUCGUAGCCCUCGACCAAAACCACCAAGUUGUUGCAGACGCAAACCAAGUCUUUGCUUCUUUGCAGGCUUUCGAACAAGUCGUGAGGGUUUAG